UGGCUGGCUGGCUGGCGGGCGUUGCCAGGAGACGGCGGCCUGCGGUGAGGAGACAGAUGUGUUGUGUCCCCCGCACAAUUAAAGCAUGGAAUAGUCUUCACCCUACCAUAGUUACCCAACCAGACGCAACUACAUUUAAGGUAGCUCUUCUUCUCUUUGCUUAAGUCCACCCUCUGCCACCUCCACUUUAAAUUGCUUUUGGAAUAUUUUGGAGGACCAGAAGCCAAGAAGAAGAAGAUGAUGAAGAUGCGGGGCCUGCAGUGAGGAGCGGGGAGAGGAACGAAGACAACCCAGCGCACCAGCAACGCCUCUCAGCUCCACUCCUGUAAAUAUAACCGCAGAAAGUGUGAUGAGCAUGUGGGGAUGAUUGCGGGAAGCUUUCUGUACAGUAACAUUAGCAACACUGGUCUGUGUGUGUGUGUGGCUGUUCAGCUCACGUUAUAUCUGCAGGGGCAGGGCUGUAGGAUCUCGACAAAUGUUCCAUUGCAUGUGCUCGUGGAUUUACAAUCUGGGUUUAACAAAAGAUGCUGCCUGACCCGCUGAGUUACUCCAGCACUUUGUGUUUGUCUGAAGAUCCUUGUGUCCCGUGGGUUAGUGUGUACUUCUUUAUUAAGGAAGAAUAUCAUUGACACAACUGCAAAGAAGAUUGACUGGAUUGAGUAAAGAUUUGUGUUUCCAUCUGCCAUCAGAUGUCUUUCUUUCUAACUGAGCUACACCUGUGGUCUAUGAAGAACACCUUACAAGUCAAGGAUACGGAUAUUGGCAUCUUUCAAUACUAUGAUAGAAAAGAAUCUGUUUCCACAACGGACUGCUGUUACCUAGAGGAGAAGCAGCGUAUGACUGAGGCUCGUGAAUACUUAUGGACACCCAAGAACAAGCGGCCAGAUAAAUUUCGAGACACACUCAAGGAGUUUGAGGAACUGCUGCAGUGCAGUCGCUGUGUGCUGAGCAAAUGGAAGAACAAGAACUUUUGCCAGCUUUUCUUUGCUUCAGGUGUGCUGGUUUCUUUAAGUCUUUGUGGACCACAUCUCGAGAAAGCUCUGAUGGACAGGACCUUGGUGGGGAAACUUGUGUCAGACACUAUCAAUGAUGCGGUACUUGCAGACACAUUUAUGGUCAUAACAUUUUUGGAGACCAGCAAACUUUGCUUUGUCCAGUUUACAAAGAAACAAAGUUCACCAGAUGUCAACAAAAGAAUGGAAAAGCUUUCCUCUUCUGAUCUUAAGAUUUCUUACCUUGAUUUGCCUGGGCCGACAGGCCGGAGGGUAGAACGCCAUUUGGCCAUGAACGGUGUGCAAGACAUGGUGAUUUGCUGGUGGCAAACGUCUGAUGCAGAUGGCUGGCCCUGGUUCCCAGUCGCCCACGAAAGGGACCGAGCCAAUGUGGUGCUGUUAAACUGCGCCAACGGCAAACUUGAGAUGUUAAGCUUCAUACGCACAGAAGGGGAUCCACUGUAUGCUGGUUUUAGCAUGAAUCAACCAAACCAGGUCCAUACGGUAGAAUGCCUCGUCAGUCCGGACAAAGAACCAAUGGCAGACAGCUGCAUCUACGAGUGUGCUGGGAAUAAGUUCCAGCGUGUGGCAGUCAUUAGCAUCCCACUGAGCUCCAAAGCCACUUGCUGCAGCAGCAAUAUGACAGAAGACAAGCUUGUUCUCGGCUGUGAGGAUUCCUCAUUAGUUUUAUAUGAUGCGUAUCGCAGGGUGACAUUACUGGCUCAAGCUGAUCUUAGGCCCUCUAUGUUGGAAUGGCAUCCUGAUGGUGCGAUGAUUAUAGUGGGCAGCUGUCAAGGUGAACUUCAGUGUUACGACCUGGCGUUGUCGCCAGUGAAGAUGCAGUUACUAGCAGACGAUGUCAAACCUGUUGCCAAACUUCAGCUCAGCCAACACUUUGCUGUAACAAGCAGAAUGGCCCAAAUUCACUGGAUAGUUCCUCAAGUUACUGCUCCAAACAUUGACAGCCUCAGUGUCCAUGAUCUCCUCUUUCUAACAUUUGACAAAGGGCCUGUUGGAGUCCUUUGUAUGAAAUUAGGUGCCAUAUUGAAAGGACGGCUGGGUCCCGCUGAACUCAUCUGCCAAUAUAUCCGUCAUGAGCAAAUCGAGGAGGCUAUUAAUAUCUUGGUUGGCAUGAAUUGGAACACUGCAGGCCUACAGUGCUACACUUGCCUCAUUGCGAUUGUGGAUCAUCUCCUUAAGCAGAAACUCACACCAGAGAGAGAAUCACACCUUGAAGCAGCUCUUGGAACAUUUUAUGUGCCUACAAGACCUUUGACUGACACGACUGUGUUAGAAUACCGGGAUCCGAUCAGCCGAUACGCAAGACGUUUCUUUCACCACCUGCUCAGGUACCAGAGGUUUGAGAAGGCUUUUCUAUUGGCAGUAGAUAUUUGUUCACGAGACCUGUUCAUGGACAUUUAUUAUGUAGCUUUGGAAAAGGGUGAAAUGGCCCUGGCAGAAGUAGCCAAGAAGAAAGCUGAUGAGAUUGAUUCCCUGUCAAUGACGACUGAUGUGGUGUCUCAAGACUGCCCGCAGGGUGGAGAAGCUUUGAGAAGGGACGGUGCUGAGUUUCUGCCGACAUCAGUGGAAGUUGAAAGACCAAAGAGUGGGCAUGGUUCUCCUGGCUCGGCUGGUAGCGGCAGCUAUUUAACGCAGCUUUCAGCACAGAACAGCCCCUACAGCAGGUCUUUGUGUCAAGUCCUGAGAGGUGAGACAGAGAGUGAGCUGGAGUACACACAGGCUUCAGGCUUGCUGGAUCCCUUGACCUGGGCCCGAGCAGGGGACCCUGCUGGUGAUGGAGGAGACCCACGGGAGCUUGGGCCCAGCGGCACCCUGAAGGUGGUACACUUCGGCUUCGGCCUGGUGUGAAGUGACAUCAAAGAAUUGGUCAUUACUUUAACGGAUGAAGAAAGGCUUUAAUUCUGUUGGUCUGGUCAAAGAUAUUUGAAUGGUAUAAAGAAACAAACAAUGCAGAAUGUAUUUCCACACAAAGAUCAAAAUAAAACGUGUGGUUUUUGUUUCUGAGGGAGUAAUGCUCGUAACUCCACUAAACCAGAUGCCCUUCAUCCUACCUUCUUUCCCUAUGAGUUACUUAUUUCCUGUAACCCAUUCUCCACCUUUAUCUUAUGUCAUGAUUCUACCCUUAUUCUGAGCCUCCACUUGACUGCACUGCCUCACCCCUCUCAGUGUGCCUCGUUUGCCAGCUCCACAUCACAAUGCUCAGUGUCCCCGUCUUCCUCCAGCUUACCUACUCUGUUGGUUACACAAAAAAGCUGGAGAAACUCAGCGGGUGCAGCAGCAUCUAUGGAGCGAAGGAAAUAGGCAACGUUUCGGGCCGAAACCCUUCUUCAGACCUACUCUGUUCUUCUUCUUCUUUCGUGUGGCAUGCACAGCCUAAAGUUGUAGGACAACUUGUUCUAUUUGAUCUUCCGUUUGUGCACGUCGAGUUGAUUGCAUUAGUCGAAACAGGGCGGACCGCGUGAAGGUUGCAAUCUUCCACCCCGCCUACUCUGUUUAUCCCACGUCACGGUUCUGAUCCAUCAUCUUGCUUUUCCCUAACAAACCUUCCAUACAGUUUCAGCCCAUCGCCACUGAUCAGGCCCGGCAGAGAUGACCCCCCCCUUAACCCUCAGCUGGGAUUACCGCUCCCCAUCACCCCACACACAACCAGUUUUGGCAUCGUUCCCCAUGCACAGAUGAGCAGAAGCAUACCGAGAUCAUUGGCAGCAAGGUGCAUCACAGAUCCCCAGAGGGGUGACUGGAGGAGGGAUUGUACAUUGUAAACAAGCCCAAGGCAGCUGAGGAUGGACAAGGUGAGGAUAGACGUGGAGCUGUGGACCACAACCUUUAGCCUCUGAGUCUCUGCUGACCAAUAGACAAUAGGUGCAGGAGUAGGCCAUUCGGUCCUUCGAGCCAGCACCGCCAUUCAAUGUGAUCAUGGCUGAUCAUCCCCAAUCAGUACCCCGUUCCUGCCUUCUCCCCAUAAUCCCCUGACUCCGCUAUUUUUAAGAGCCCUAUCUAGCUCUCUCUUGAAAUCAUCCAGAGAACCUGCCUCCACCGCCCUCUGAGGCAGAGAAUUCCACAGACUCACCACUCUCUGUGAGAAAAAGUGUUUCCUUGUCUCCGUUCUAAAUGGCUUACCCCUUAUUUUUAAACUGUGGCCCCUGGUUCUGGACUCCCCCAACAUCGGGAACAUGUUUCCAGCAAACGCCUAUUUUAUUCCCCCCCCUCCUCCCGUACUCCACCACUCACUGACACCCACAGUGAACACAGGUUACUGGGGCAGCCGCUCCACUCCAGCAAAGGUUUGCUAACCCUAAAAGUUGUUAUUGUACAGCAUUUUGUCACCUGGCCAUUUAACAUUAAAAGUAUUUUCAUUCAAAUUUAACGUUUAAUGGUGCAAUUUAAAGCCCUUUUUUAAUUGAUUCGCUUUUAAAAAUAUUUAACAACCCAAACAUAUUUUAAAUCGUUUGUGCAGUUGUACAUACCCAUAAAAUCAGAGGCUCUAUGGACUUUAAUUUCAAUUCGGGUCAUAUUGAAAUUCAUCCCUUUUCUCAUUACAUUUGAGGAUAGUGAGGAAAGUUUGUGGUGGGAUAUUGACUUUGUACACAACAAAACACAAGCUUUUAUCUGCAAGAAGUACUUUUGUCCAUUUCACUCAUGGCUUGUGUUGAAGCUGAUGAUGGUCUAUAUGGGGGAUUAAUCUAGCAUCAAUCAGUGCUGUAUAAUCCUUCACGCAUGGUAUUUUUCUUUGCUUUGUACGUUAAGAGGAUUAGAGUUUAGAAUGCAUAAAUUGAUGGUAAAAAUUUACAUGAUCAAGAUUGCUUCAUUUCUUAUGUUCAUUCAGCCCCGAUUAAAAAUUUAUAAGCAACUGGAAAUAUUUAUACAACCUUCAUUGUUUUUAAAUGCAAAUAGCCUUAUUUCUGGGAUUGACUAUUUUUGGAAACAGUGUCUAUUAAUGAAUCAGUGCGUGAUACUAUUAAACUUGUUGUUACACUGA
Molecule: messenger RNA, 4992 nt
Organism: Leucoraja erinaceus (little skate)
Lineage: Eukaryota; Metazoa; Chordata; Chondrichthyes; Rajiformes; Rajidae
Gene: wdpcp
Product: WD repeat containing planar cell polarity effector
Exons: 19
Coding region: 690-2861 (723 amino acids)
Biological process (GO): cilium organization; establishment of protein localization; nervous system development
Cellular component (GO): axonemal basal plate
Molecular function (GO): protein binding
Source: RefSeq, a predicted model, not a curated record